Messenger RNA from Phaeodactylum tricornutum CCAP 1055/1, 1417 nucleotides. RefSeq lists its product with no specific name. NCBI's taxonomy places the organism in Eukaryota, Bacillariophyta, Bacillariophyceae, Surirellales, Neidiaceae. The transcript has a single exon. The record is from RefSeq and is a predicted model, not a curated record. The coding region runs from base 1 to 1311 and encodes 436 amino acids.
AUGAACACGGAACCGUCUUUCGCAAACCAACGCUCCCGUCGCCUCCUGUCCAUGACUAGAUCGGCGAGCAAGAAGCCGUCCCGGUCUGGCCGUCUCGAAGAGCAGCGCGUGGGUUCCUUCUCGCAGCUGCACAGAUAUGAUCCCGAUAUAACUAUGUUCGAGGACAAUCCACUCGCCAACACCUUUCGCAUUACGGACGUUUCGAAGAAAGCUAGCAAAGAGAGCAAACGUCCAGGACUCUUCAAAUGGUUCCGACGUUCCGCCCGAGAUCUUCUCCACUAUCCACCUCAUUCUCUGGCAAACGAAGACACCACCGCUGGUUCUACCAGUGGAUCGCUCCCACAACAAGCGAUGGCACCCGCAUCCGUACUGGCAACUCCAACAGUAAAGCAGGAGAAUAGCCGGGCCCUCCUUCUUUCUACCAUGGAGCUGUCACGAGACGCUCACCAAGUUUUUGGAAGUUUCCGUAAUCAAGCCGCCGAUCAGCAGCAUUCCCCACACGGUCGUGGUGUGGUGUCCAGUAGUAUUCCCACCAACUCUACAAAACCACAAGCAACGGAUCCAGUGUUGGGAUCCAUUCUGAGAGUACCACCGCGUCAGAAAAGCGCAGCUCGCCAUCCCGACGCCCCGCUGACCCGUCCUCGAUCGGGUCGUUUUCGUUCGGGUUUGGCGCGGACGCAAAAAGCCCGCUCGUUCCGAGCACCACAGCCACGUCUCGUUACGCCACCACCACGACGCCCGUCCACUACGCGAUCUCAUUCGCAGCAGAACUUGCAGAAUUCUCGACGUCGCGAACAGAAAGAUAUUUUUGUAAACUUUUCGGAAACCCUUCACGAUGAUGGGGUGCCGUUGAACGUCGAUUUCGGAUGGACCGCCGCGGGGGGUUCGACGUCGGUCCACAGCGCCUCCGUGCACUCGGAAGGGAGUAGCAGUUUGUCGAGCGGCCCCGACAGUAACAGUCGUGCUUCACGGACAUCGUCCCGGGCCUAUUCCUGUCGUAAGCCCGGGCCGCAGAGCACUCUGAUGGAGAUUGCCCCGGGUCUGUUCCUGCCCUUGCGUACAACGGCCGAGACCUUGCAGGCUGUCCAACGUGACACCUUGCUUACACACGAUUGUGUAUCGUGUACGGCUGCCUUGUAUUGCAUGCAACAGGCGGAAGUCAUUGUGUGUCCGUACUGUCGGGUCAUCGAACCGUUACGGCACGGGCAGUCGGGCGGCGCCGUCGGCAUGGGAUUCGGUGCCAGGGACCUGUGGGAAAUGCGGAACGCAAUCGCUGUGAAGGACGACGACGACGACGUGGACGUCAAGUAAGGAUGGGCCGCGAUCGUUGAUCGAGCGAGGUAGUGUAGCAGGUUGACCUCGUUCAAGUUAAUGUAACUGUAAAACCCUUUUCAUGAUCAUGUCAGAUUCACAUCAG